AUGCCAGUGAGUGUGGAACAGUGGAGGGCAGCUGUAGGGGCAAUGGCUAGGUCUGCAGCUCCCAAGCCACGGAGCCCCAUUGGUCCCCACUGGAACAAGUGGCUGAAGACCAGUGAUCCUGUGGUCUACAAAGGAUGUGUGGUUCUGUUGGUGACCAUAGCACAGCUUUUCCGGUCUGGUCUGGGGACGGAAGAGGUGGUGAAGGAAGGCAGUGAGCAUGUCUGUCAGUCGGCUAGCAGGGGAAAGACUCGGGUGCUGGCAAUGAGAGCAAGACCCAGUGCUGUGCUGGCCACAUCACUUGUGUCUCAACUGCUGAUCCUACUUUGUCGACACAUACUCCAACUC
Molecule: messenger RNA, 345 nt
Organism: Geodia barretti
Lineage: Eukaryota; Metazoa; Porifera; Demospongiae; Tetractinellida; Geodiidae
Source: the annotation of a GenBank genome assembly